Paramuricea clavata is the source of this 540-nucleotide messenger RNA. The record is from the annotation of a GenBank genome assembly. NCBI's taxonomy places the organism in Eukaryota, Metazoa, Cnidaria, Anthozoa, Malacalcyonacea, Plexauridae.
AUGGCAACCGCCACAAACCCAACAGGUUAUGGGCCCAGAAGGGGACAACUAUUUAACGGCGAUGAAAGUAAAUAUGAACUAUGGGAAGUAAAGUUUCUGGCGCAGAUGAGGCUACAAAAAUUACACGAUAUAUUUGUGCCAGGUGAUAAAGAACCCGAUGAGUCGAGGAACGGAGAUGCUUUCGCGGAGUUGGUACAAUGCCUAGACGACAGAAGUCUGGCGCUAGUUAUACGCGAAGCAAAAGACGACGGGCAGAGAGCAUUGGAGAUAUUGCGACAGCACUACCAAGGAAAGAGCAAGCCUCGAGUUAUCUCACUAUACACAGAACUGACGACGCUCAAGAAAACGGACAGUGAGAGUAUCGUUGAUUGUGUCAUACGGGCUAAAACGGCUGCGACAGCAUUGAGAAACGCAGAUGAAGCUGUAAGCGACGCGUUAUUGAUCGCGAUGGUGCUAAAAGGAUUACCAAGUAACUUUAUUAAGACAUUCUCGGCGAUAGUUGUCCAACGAGACAAACAAAUGACAUUUGCAGAGUUUCAA